This is a messenger RNA of Microstroma glucosiphilum, 1062 nucleotides long. RefSeq names its product putative RPS22A-ribosomal protein S15a.e.c10, cytosolic. Gene Ontology annotation, molecular function: structural constituent of ribosome. The transcript has 4 exons. The record is from RefSeq and is a predicted model, not a curated record. Bases 428 to 820 code for a protein of 130 amino acids. Gene Ontology annotation, biological process: translation. NCBI's taxonomy places the organism in Eukaryota, Fungi, Basidiomycota, Exobasidiomycetes, Microstromatales, Microstromataceae. Gene Ontology annotation, cellular component: ribosome; cytosolic small ribosomal subunit.
CACCUCUGUCCUACGAUACACCACCACCAACACCUCCUCAUCUCAAACUCCCUCCAGGUUAGUAUCGGCAUCACAGGGGAAAUGCUGCUUGCAUCAACGGAAACAUAGCGGUGCCAAGCCAAGGCAGGGGCUGGACCUCUCGCCUUUGCCAUACAUCCCUCCUACACGGCAUCAUCCAUCUCGAUCUAUGUCCAUGCUCAUCUCGAUGGAAGACAAGAGGCUGCGCCUUGCGACCUCUAUCUAGAGCAUGGCCUUUCAAUCGAGGAGGACUUCUGGUCGUGUGGGGAUGUCGGACGAUGGGGAUGGCGAAUUGUUCAGAUCAUCAGGGGUUGGCUGGGUAGAACAGUGAGCUAACACGUGUGCUUUGCUGUACCUGCCCGGUUUUAUAGGUCUUCUUUCCAAGAAGCUUUCCUAUACAACCUACAAUAUGGUCCGAAUCUCUGUUCUUAACGACUGCCUGCAGUCCAUCGUCAACGCCGAGCGAAAGGGCAAGCGUCAGGUGCUCGUCCGACCUUCCUCCAAGGUCGUCGUCAAGUUCCUCUCUUGCAUGCAGAAGCACGGCUACAUCGGCGAGUUCGAGAUCAUCGACGACCACCGUGCCGGCAAGAUCGUCAUCCAGCUCCUCGGCCGGGUGAACAAGUGCGCCUGCAUCUCCCCCAGGUACAACGUGCCCCUGGGCAAGCUCGAGUCCAUCGUGUCGCAGCUGCUCCCCGCCCGUUCGUUCGGUUACGUCGUUCUGACCACCUCUGCUGGUAUCAUGGACCACGAGGAGGCCAGGAGGAAGCACGCCGGUGGAAAGAUCCUCGGCUUCUUCUACUAAACGGCUCCCUCGCUUGCGCCAUGCUUGCUUGUUGCCUACUAGUAGACUUUUCCCAAAACGUUGUCAGACUGGAUGGUGAUGCCUAGCAUUCUUGCCUCUCCAUCUUUCUCUGCAACUCUUUGUACUUGUUCUCGCUCUUUACCAUUCUCUGUCAUCAGGUGGUACCGCUUCUCCCCAAUCAGACAUUGAACACUAGCAUAAUCAUCCAGUCUUGUGACAUUGCGUGAUCGUGUCAUUCUAGU